CUCCUUCCAAGGACUCUUCAAUUACUUCUUCUUCCUCCGUCUCUCACCCCACCAUACAGCCCUUCUCCGAUGAGAAACAGACCUUCCCCGUCUCCCCUUCACACCUUCUCGGAAUCCAUGAUGGAAGAGAACAUGGAACAAGCCAAAUCAAUCAUCACCAAGUGGGAUCUUAACUCCUCCACCUUCACCAAAGUCACUUCUCUCUUCCACCAUAGCCAUUUCGAAGCCAUGGAAUUCCUCAACUCCGUCAACCAAUUGCAGCAAGCCAUGCAUUUCUUCGCUUCUUCCCACAACUCCUCCUCUCCCAAUCUCGUCCACGCCCAGACCCUCAUGCAGAUCGCCAUGAAGCGUCUCCAGAAGGAAUUCUACCAGAUUCUUUCCUCCAAUCGCGACCACCUCGACCCCGAAUCCGUCUCCGCUCGAUCCAGCAUCUCCGAAGACGAAGAAGCCGGUCCCGAGGACGAGAUUCAGCUCGCCGGCGAAUCCAUCUCCGAGGUCGAGCAGUUCUCCACCCUUGCCAUGUCCGACCUCAGCUCCAUCGCCGACUGCAUGAUCUCGUCCGGCUACGGCAAAGAGUGCGUCAAGAUCUACAAGAUCAUCCGUAAGUCCAUCGUCGAUGAGGGUCUCUACAAGCUCGGAGUCGAGAAUCAGAUCACCUUCUCGCAUAUCAAUAAGAUGGACUGGGAGGUCCUCGAGAUCAAGAUCAAGAACUGGCUCAACGCGGUCAAGAUCGCCGUGAAAUCUCUCUUCCUCGGCGAAAGAAUCGUCUGUGAUAACGUCUUCUCCAACUCCGAGUUUAUCCGGGAGACCUGUUUCUCAGAUAUAACCAAAGAAGGAGCCGUCCAUCUAUUCCAGUUCCCGGAAUACGUGGCAAAGUGUCAUAAGUCACCGGAGAAGAUGUUCAGAAUGCUGGACCUCUAUGAUGCCAUCUCUGAACUCUGGUCAGACAUCGAUGCCAUCUUCUCCUACGACUCCACCUCUGUCGUCCGAUCUCAAGCUCAUAAUUCACUCACGAGGCUAGGCGACACCGUUCGAUCUAUGCUAUCGGACUUCGAAUCAGCCAUUCAGAAGGAAUCAUCGAAAACCCCUAUCCCGGGAGGUGGUCUGCACCCUCUCACUCGAUACGUGAUGAAUUACCUGUCCUUCCUCACAGAUUACAGAGGAAUCCUCUCCGAUAUUUUCGCUAAUUGCCCAUUACCGGAGAACAUGUCUCUGCCAGAGUCUUACUUUGAGAGCCCUAACCCUAACGACAACCCAUCGUCGGCGUUAGCCACUAGGAUGGCUUGGAUCGUACUGAUGCUCCUCUGCAAGCUGGAUGGCAAGGCAGAGCUAUACAAUGACUCGGCCUUGACCUAUCUCUUCCUCACCAAUAAUCUUCAGUACAUGGUGCAGAAGGUCCAAACCUCCAGUCUGAGAUUUCUGUUGGGAGAAGAUUGGAUAUGGAAGCACAAAGGGACGGCAAAACAAUACUCGGUGAGGUACGAGAGGUUGGGAUGGAGCAAGGUGAUAUCGGCAAUACCUGAGGUGACCACGACUAAGAUGAGUUUAGAGGAGGCCGAGGAGUGCUUCAACAACUUCAAUUCGGCGUUCGAGCAGACUUACAGAAAUCAGUCGUCGUGGGUCGUGACGGACAGCAAGAUUAGGGAAGAGAUUAAGGUGUCCAUCGCCAUGAAACUCGUGCCGGCGUACCGGGAUUUCUAUGGAACUUAUCGGCCCUUACUGAGAGCCGAGAACGAUAUGAAAUCAGUUGUAAGGUUUGCUCCUGAUGAUCUGGGAAAUUACUUAUCGGAUCUGUUCUACGGAACGGGAGCAGCUUCGGGGAGUGCUUCAUCGUCGGUGUCUUCUUCUCCGGCGCAAUCGCGAGGGAAGCACUCCAGACGGUGAGACACACACUGA
Telopea speciosissima is the source of this 1896-nucleotide messenger RNA. Its product is annotated as exocyst complex component EXO70H1-like. Gene Ontology annotation, biological process: exocytosis. The transcript has a single exon. Gene Ontology annotation, molecular function: phosphatidylinositol-4,5-bisphosphate binding. The record is from RefSeq and is a predicted model, not a curated record. The coding region runs from base 70 to 1884 and encodes 604 amino acids. Lineage: Eukaryota; Viridiplantae; Streptophyta; Magnoliopsida; Proteales; Proteaceae. Gene Ontology annotation, cellular component: exocyst.